Molecule: messenger RNA, 353 nt
Organism: Ilex paraguariensis (yerba mate)
Lineage: Eukaryota; Viridiplantae; Streptophyta; Magnoliopsida; Aquifoliales; Aquifoliaceae
Source: the annotation of a GenBank genome assembly
AUGGAUACUGGAGGCAAUUCUCUUCCAUCUGGAUCCGAUGGCGUGAAGAGAAAAGAGGUUGGCAAUUAUUACUAUGGGCAGGGUCACCCUAUGAAGCCUCACAGGAUUCGAAUGACACAUGCUCUUCUUGCACAUUACGGAUUACUUCAACACAUGCAGAUCCUCAAGCCUUUUCCCGCAAGGGAUAGAGAUCUUUGCCGGUUUCAUGCCGAUGAUUAUGUGGCAUUUCUGAGAAGUAUCACCCCUGAAACUCAGCAAGAUCAGCUGAGGCAACUCAAGCGAUUCAAUGUUGGUGAAGACUGCCCCGUGUUUGAUGGUCUCUACUCUUUGUGUCAAACUUAUGCUGGUGGCAG